Spirodela intermedia is the source of this 1884-nucleotide messenger RNA. The record is from the annotation of a GenBank genome assembly. Lineage: Eukaryota; Viridiplantae; Streptophyta; Magnoliopsida; Alismatales; Araceae.
AUGGCAGUUCCUUUUUAUGGCUUCUUUUUAGCAUACAUUCUUAUGCUUUGCUUUCUUAUCUAAUUCUUCAUAUUUCAUCAUUAUUAAACAGGCCACAAAGAUGGAGAUCUCCGGAGGCAGCUGUUAUUCAUGACUUUCAUCUACCAAUGCGCAGUUUUGAAGUUAAAAACAGGUUUUAUGAGGAACAAAAGCAAUAUGUCUAACUAUUGAGAUGUCUAGAGUCCAAUCUUUGAUCUGUAUAGUACUGAGAUCCUGAUAAAACCUAACUAUUGAGAUUUCUGAUUAAUCAUUCAUUUCCCCUGAUUGUUAUCUGCUUUUUAGUUCUUAGACAAGAAAAUCCGGGAUCAGAAGCUAAGUAGUUUUGCAUUCAGUUGAGUCUCCAAAACAUUAAUUAUAGUGGCUAUCCUGCUUUUCCUUGUUUUUUCCCCUUCUGUAGACUAUUCUACUUUAACGUUUCUCUCUGCUUAAUACCUUCAUGUUAUAUGCUAAAAGCUAUAUCUUGACCUCACAUUUUUUGUUACCGAUGCAGUAUCUACCUGCAUUCAUAAGUUUUUACUUUUAUACACUAUCCAACUAGGAGAAAGGUACAUAAUGUGAUCCAAGUAAUGUUAUUGCUCAACUAUCCGUGCUUUGAGGGUCAACAUUUCAUUCGAAAUUAGUGAUGAUGGGUAGCAUGUAUGGUAUCUCUUGAUCCUAUCCCAUAAAUGCGGAGCGGCAUAUAAUGCUUGCUUCCAUCACCAUUAGGUAUGAGCGAUUUCAAUGAUUUGGAGGGCUUCAUCUUUUCUCAUUUCCAAUAAUGAUGAGGGCACCUCCAGUAGUACAAAUGACUGCUGUCACUAGUUUCAAAUGGAACAAAAUGAGAUGGCGCUUUUGUUUCCUGUUUAGAUGUCCUGCAGUUUUCUUUGGCUGCUGUUUCUGCGUUGCUAUUGAUACUCGAAUCAUUUCUUUUGUCUUAGAACAUCCGCAGAGGACAUAAAGAAGCUCAGAUUAAUCACUGCUGUCAAGACCCCAUAUUUGCCCGACGGGAGAUUUGACCUGGAAGCUUUUGAUUCUUUGAUGCACAUGCAGAUUCUGAAUGGCGCUGAGGGCAUCAUAGUCGGGGGCACGACAGGUGAAGGCCACCUGAUGAGCUGGGACGAGCACAUCAUGCUCAUUGGGCACUGUGUCAACUGCUUUGGCAUGUCCAUCAAAGUGAUUGGAAACACUGGUAGCAACUCGACUAGGGAGGCCAUCCAUGCAUCUGAGCAGGGUUUUGCUGUGGGCAUGCAUGCUGCCCUCCACAUCAACCCUUACUAUGGCAAGACAUCCUUGCAAGGCUUGAUCUCUCAUUUUGAGGCCGUCCUCUCCAUGGGACCCACCAUCAUCUACAACGUGCCAUCUAGGACCGGCCAAGACAUCCCCCCUUCUGUGAUUGAGGCCAUCUCCCAGAAUAGCAACAUGGCUGGUGUCAAGGAAUGUGUCGGGAAUGACAGGAUAAGGGACUAUGUGGACAAGGGGAUUGUGGUGUGGAGCGGCAAUGAUGAUCAAUGCCAUGACGCCAGAUGGGCGUUUGGGGCUACUGGCGUCAUCUCAGUCGUGAGUAACCUUGUCCCGGGUUUGAUCCGCGAGCUCAUGUUCCAAGGCAAGAACCCUUCUUUGAAUGGCAACUUGAUGCCGCUGAUUGAGUGGCUGUUCCGGGAGCCAAACCCCAUUGGGCUCAACACCGCCCUGGCCCAGCUGGGGGUGGUGCGGCCAGUGUUCCGCCUGCCGUAUGUGCCUCUCCCUGUUGAGAGGAGGAUAGAGUUUGUCAACAUAGUGCACAAGCUUGGAAGGAAGAAUUUUGUGGGGGACAAGGGUGUCCAAGUUCUUGACGAUGAUGACUUUAUUCUUGUUGGCCGAUAUUAG